AUGGGAAACGGUAUGCGCAAGUAUUCGCAGUGCGACGGAUACUACAAAAAGCGUAGGAAAACUAAUGGUGGGUUGAGUCGGUGCGGAGAGUGAAAGGCAAAUGACACGUUGCAGACGGGGGCGCCAACUUCACGAAGGACUACUGCGAGUACUGGAAGUCGGAAAAGAAGGGCGGCAAAGACGACAACUUCGCCAUCGAACGCAACGAAUUCUCAUUUUCGAACAACAGUGCAUGUGAGGGAUUCGUGUGCGGUUCCCUCUGAAAUAAUUGCAUUUUCAGACGAUUCGCCUCUUCGGAACAGCCGGAAACCGCCGACGACGACGUUCAUUUCCUCGUUCGACAACUCGAAUAACUUCUCAAAGAACAUCGGCAGGAGAUGA
Molecule: messenger RNA, 381 nt
Organism: Caenorhabditis sp. 36 PRJEB53466
Lineage: Eukaryota; Metazoa; Nematoda; Chromadorea; Rhabditida; Rhabditidae
Source: the annotation of a GenBank genome assembly